AUGGGCGAUGCCGCGGAUCAGCAGGCUCCACGACGACAGCGAAGUGGCAGCCUCGAAGGCACCCCCAAUGGCGACAAUGCCAAGCGACAGCGUACCACGCGAGGGAAAGGACUCCGCACGCGAUCUGGGUGUACUAGCUGUCGUACGCGAAGAGUGAAGUGUGAUGAGGCGAAGCCCAUUUGUGCUGCAUGCGUGAGGAGGGAUGAUGAUUGUGUUUAUCCGAGCGUCGAUGAAACAGCUUCGCAACGACAGAAUGGGUCCAAUCGAGGAGCCUCUAAAACGGCAGCAAGUCGACCAACUGUCCCCGAGCGGAAGAUCGAAGUCAACAGUGGCUCUAACGCAUCGGGUAAUCGUAGUGCUGCCACGCCACGAAGUACGACCGGCGAAGGGCAAGAAGAUUGUUCUGCAAGGUCGGCAGAGUCAGACAUACCAGUUCCUUCGCAGCCAAAGUCUGCACUGUCGCUUGAUCCCAGCGAUCGAUUCCAAGAUACGGUAGUACUGGUCGACCAACCUGUCUUGCAACAUAACGCAACGGGAGCACUGCCUACACCGCCAGCCUGGUACCAGAGUCUUGACCAGAACAUUGAGUCAGAUCCGGAAGGUUGGCAAAUAUGGGCAGCCAGCCCUGAAUCUUCCUGGAGCAACCCACCUGGAUACACGGCAGAGACAGCCUCUCGUCUAUGGUUCGGUCUCUUAGCAAAUGAUGCUACCACGAGUGCUACCGGCAACUUCAGUGAUGACCCUUCGGCAGCAGCGACAUGUGCGCCAACCAGCGAAACUACCAGUGCCGUUGCGCAGAAUUGGGUCGAAGGUGCUGCGUUAAAGUCUGGCGGGAUUCGCAGUCAGACCAUUCUCAGUUUCCCAGAGGAAGCGAUCACUCUCGAUCCCGAUGAAGUUGUCCUCUUCCGACAUUUUGUCCUUAUCCUCAGCACAUGGCUCGAUAUCACUGAUCCUGAAAGGUCUUUCGCAGUAGUGGUCACUGAUAUGGCUUUGAGGAACCGGGGUGUCAUGUGUGCCAUCCUGGCACUCUCCGCUCGUCACCUCUCAAUCUGUCCGACAGACACCAGCAUCAAUGGUAGCGAAGCCCCUCCUGAGACGCUAGCUGUCAAGUACUACUCUCAUACACUACAGUACCUUCAACGCGCCAUGCAGCAUGCUCCCUAUCUAACGAGCGAUGAACUGUUGGCAACCGUUCUGGUGAUAUCAGCAUACGAAAUGCUUGACACAGAAGGUCGCGAUUGGGAGCGACAUCUCAAAGGUGUCUUCUGGAUACAGCGUUCCCAGCUCAUACAUGGCGAGUCAGAAGGUUUGAAGCGAUGCAUCUGGUGGGCGUGGCUGCGGCAAGAUAUAUGGGCCGCGUUCAAAGAACGACGCAAAAUUCUCAGCUUCUAUGUGCUGAAGCGGCCAUGUUCAGAGUUAGAUUUCUGGGAACUCGUCAAUCGAUCUGUCUUCCUCCUUGGUCAAUGCGUCAACUAUGCCAGCGACAAAGAGAUACAGGCUGGAGCAGUCAAUACCCAAGCACGCAUAGCUCGCGGCCGAAGUCUAUGGGCGAGCUUGGAGGAGUGGAAUUCAUGCUUCGCUCCCUUCGAUCGACGCCUGCCGACACUACCAACAAACAACUUUCCAUUCACGCCAAUCUGGAUCAACCCUCCUGCCGCAAGUCUUGCUGUGCAAGUACAUCACUUUGCUCGCUUACUGCUAUUAGACCUGAUGCCAGCGAUUGGAGGUCUAGCGGAGCUAACGAAGCGUGCUGAGAACGUGCGUGAGUCAGUGGCUGCCAUCUGUGGCAUUGCGUACUGCACCACGGAGUCCGCGGCUAUGCUCACAUCUACUCAAUGUCUAUAUGCUGCUCGGCCACAUCUCAAUGCGUCUCAUGAGGUGGAUGCAGUCAAUGAGCUGUUGCUGUCACAUCAGAAGCAGACGGGCUGGCCGAAUGGCGAUAUUCAUCUUGAUGUUAGGUGA
Messenger RNA from Fulvia fulva, 1962 nucleotides. RefSeq lists its product as uncharacterized. Gene Ontology annotation, cellular component: nucleus. NCBI's taxonomy places the organism in Eukaryota, Fungi, Ascomycota, Dothideomycetes, Mycosphaerellales, Mycosphaerellaceae. The transcript has a single exon. Gene Ontology annotation, biological process: positive regulation of transcription by RNA polymerase II. The record is from RefSeq and is a predicted model, not a curated record. Gene Ontology annotation, molecular function: zinc ion binding; DNA-binding transcription factor activity, RNA polymerase II-specific; transcription cis-regulatory region binding. The coding region runs from base 1 to 1962 and encodes 653 amino acids.